AUGUUUCCUUUUUUUUUAGCUGUAAAGUCUUGCCAGGAGCUGUACGCUUUUGACCCUGAGAAGUAAGUCACAUCCUCAAAAUUUUUCCGUUUAAGUUGUGCCUGGAUAGCUAGAUUUUUGAAGGUCUGGAUCUGCCACUGUAGCUUUCUUCUGAUCUGAAGAAUUAAUCAUGCAGAUCUUCAGUGGAGGGUUUUUAAUCGGCUGAUUUUUAUAUGAUAACACCCUCCUCAGCGGCGGAUGGAGACCUUCAGAUAAGGGAAGGGGGGGGGGGGUCUAACAAUAAGGGGGAGGCCGGGCCCCACGGGCCCCUCCCCUAGAUCCGCCACUGCUCCUCGAUCUGCGUAUUUUAAUUCUUCAUAUCAUAUUCAGCCCCAUCUGAUAAUUUCUAAUUAUCCGGCUACCCUUUAGUGCAUAUGGGUGAUUCAGUGGCUUUCUCAGGCAUACAACUUAACUAAAAUCUACUUCUUUCGUGCAGGUUCAAAGUUAGUAAGGAGGUUACGGUCUUGCUUGACUCUAAACCAACUGCCGUGUUUUGUCACUUUGGAAAUUCUCGCUGUGGAAAUGGGGGAUGGACUCCGGUCAUAAACAUGGACGGCAAAGAGGUGGAACAUUACUUACUGAAUACUAUAAUUUCCGCAACUAAUGCUCUCUAGACUAGUAAGAGUGCGGCUUAAGAAUUUCAAGAAGUCUGUCGAAGUAAAAACACGACAAUGGCCCCCGUGAUGCACAGACUUGCCAGGUGCUUCAUGAGCCACACGGAACCGCACCAAACGAGAGGCUUUGUGUUAUGCUUAUUUAUAAUUGAGGGUGUCAAUGGCAAUGGGGUGGUGGCUUUCACGGUUAUCGGCUAAAGUUUUGGCUCUUUUACGGGGUAAGGUUUUUUUUUCGGUUACGGCUAACUUAAAAGUUAAAAUUAAUUAAUUUUAAUUUUUUUAAACAUGCAAUUAAAUAUUAAUAAACCUGUAUAUUCAGUUGCAUCUUUAGAGCCCCCCAAAAUGAAGGUCUUAUAGGAUCAUCUCGGGAUGAAAUAACCCAUUCUUUUGAAAAAUUUUAAUAUUUGAUAGAUCAUACUUUUAAAGUAUUCCACUUUUAAUAUUAUUUUACACAUAGAAAUGCUAACUACGAAAAAGAAGAUCAAGCUGUUUGUCUCCUUUUGUAUUUUGGCGUGAUUUCCGACAUUUUCUUGACAAUCUGUGUUACUAUUUCGUUCUUCGCGUUGCCUUUUUUGCUACCAUCUUCUCUCUCUCAUUUUUUCACUCACACGUUAAGGUAUUUACCCCACUGAAGAACAGAUUGUACAACAUGAACUGAAAAAGCUAGACGAGCAAAUAGAUUGAGAACUCGAACAUUUCUGUGACUCGCACAUUUACAAGUGUCGGAGACAGGCUGAGAAGUACGGCUUUGCGGAUGUUUUGAUUAUGAGAGUUUUCUCAUUCACUUAAAAUGACAAGCACUCUUUCUUUAAAACAUGCUAUUGCAAGAAUCUUCGCGAAAUACCAAACGCAGACACAUGAACGUACGGAGUCAAAGUAGCAACCGGUCAUAAGUGAGUUAUUUUUGCACGUUCCUUUUUAAAAAUUAACAAAUCUAGGGAACAAAUAUUCUUUUACGGUUAACUCUUCUUACCCUAUUUACAGCUGUUUAUUUUUUCAAUUUUUACGGCUAUCGACUAAAUUUUUAACCGUUUUACACCCAUCAGUAAACCCCACUGAGACCCUCAUUACUUUCGCAUAUCGUGUUCUGUCGUACUUUGUGAUCAUCGUCGCACUUUGUAAUACCUGUUGCACUUUGUAAUAACACUUGUCGCACUUCGCAAUAAAAAAGCUGUCGCACUUUGAUUAGUGUGACCUGACUGUAUCGCGGGCUCAAGGGUACAACUCAUUGAGGUGACUUUUUUAAAGUUGUCCGCUGAUCAGAUGUUGGUUUUAAUUGAUUGCAGGCUCAGGUCUAUAAUGAAAAGGCCAUAUAAUAAAUAACUUAAAGACCUCACUCUUGGUUAAUAAGUAGUAUUUAAACCGGACAUCAAGAACCCGUUCUUAAAAGCAACAGAGAAACUUUCUUCUCAACUUUCAUUCCUAUACUAUUGUCUCGUCAUUGUUCUCUAACAGCAAACUUUUCACUACGACUCCAGUCUCUGGAGAAACAAAAAUGCCUUUAAACUUGACGGAGGGAAGACUGGGUUUGACUCACAGGAGACCAAACUACCCUCCUACUGGAACACAUCCUUCACCAAGAUCUGCCUUGGUAUGAAGAUAGGCCAGCAGAUCGAGUUUAUUGUCAUCAACAUGACCGCCAGUUCCUUGUACUCUCUGAUCGCUGAUGGGAAAUACCGCAACACCUCACUGGGUCGUGACAAGUGGUUGUCGCUGAUUGGUUCAGAUGCCUCAUUGCAGCCGAACUGUAAAAAGGAAGGUUUCAACGCAAAGUGUACAUAUAGUGGCUUUUCCAAAGCAAGAAUCGGUAUUCUCGGCAACGAUCAAACGGAUUGCCAUACAUGUAAUUCCAGAUUGGGGUUUGGGAGCGGAAGGAACAUCUAUGAAAGGCGGACGACUACAUGUGGAAAUUUCGACCUAGAAAAAAGACUGACCAUCAAGACAAUGGGGUAUAUCCUGGUGCAGUGA
Porites evermanni is the source of this 2621-nucleotide messenger RNA. The record is from the annotation of a GenBank genome assembly. Lineage: Eukaryota; Metazoa; Cnidaria; Anthozoa; Scleractinia; Poritidae.